AUGAAUUUUAUUGUUUUACUUGAGUUCGUCUUGGUUAUGGAUUCUGAGCUUCCAAAACGGUUGUUCAUAGCAGGGUCUAAGCCUGAAGUUUCACACAUCAAUAACUACUGCAGACUAGGGAUUUUAGAUAAAUUGAAGUCUCGGUUUAAAAUGAGUAUGAGGAAGUGGAGAGGGAUCCUGUGUUUUCUCAGAUUUUGGCGUUUCAUCGCAACAACUUAA
This is a messenger RNA of Eruca vesicaria subsp. sativa (arugula), 219 nucleotides long. The record is from the annotation of a GenBank genome assembly. Lineage: Eukaryota; Viridiplantae; Streptophyta; Magnoliopsida; Brassicales; Brassicaceae.